AUGUUUUUGAAUAAAAGAGACAAUCAAAACAACAGACAUUCAAGUGCAUCAAGAUCUUACAAUUUGCUUUCAGGUCUUCUUAAUGGUGCCGGAAUGUCAUCGGGGCGAGAUGACUGCCCUGUCUAUUACCGGGAGAUACAGAAGAACGCAUAUCUCAAAAGAUUACCGGAUGAUUUCAGUAGUGGGAAGCUGCGGCCGUUGGUGCAUAAGAAGCCCCCUCUCAAACCAAUGUGGACACUCUUCUGUGUCCACAAUGGAAAGACACCAUACCUCGAACAGUACCCGCAACAGGACUGCGCGGCGACGCACGCGCAUCGACCAAUAUGGCGCGCAUGCCUCAAGUCGACGAGGCACGUGACAGCUAGUGUUAAGCCGGUUUCAGGGCAGGAGUAUGACUUUUUAAUCGACACUGAUGGAGGUCCUGUUAGGAUGUUAGCCCCGGAUUGGGACGCGAUGCAAGACUGGGUGACAACUCUACGCAAUAAGCUACACGAAUUACGCAUUUUGUCCCGAGGGGAGAACGUGUACGGUGCGCCCCCCGUUGCUCCAAUGCCGCGAGCUGCAGCUAGGGACCCUAUGUCACCCUUGCCCCCGACUCCGGCUGUCCCGUUAGAUAGGGUGCCCGGAAUAGAAUUAGGUCCAAAUAUCCGUCCAGUUACUGAAAGUAGCACAGAUAACUCUAAUACUAGCUCCUACGCUACAAACACAACUAACAGCGACGCAAACGACAGAAGCGUCACGACGACUAACAUCAAUGCGACAAUCGUGUCCACUGUCGACACAAACGUCAAUGUCAUUAAUGACACGAAUUUCACUCUGGAUAGCGACGCAAAUGGAAGAAGCGGGAACCCGGUAGCGACUGUAAGAAACUUUGAUAUCAAUACGAACGUGGAUAGUGACGCGUCUCUGACAAAUGUCAGAAACGCUCUUAACAGCAUUGUGACGUCUGACAUUGACAUAUCGAAUUGGGAUGCAACACCGAGCACGAGUCGAGAUGUCGUCGAGUCGAAGAAUAAUAAGAUCGAGUCGAGGGGUGUGGCUAAGAUCUGUGGCCAAAAUGUCUGUCUGGACGAUUCCAUUUUGAAGAGGUCGUCUCGGAAUAGCGACGAUGAUUUCUUCGCGGAGUUGGAUAGGAUAAGUGAUGGUGAUGAUUUCGGUUAUACGCAACGUUUGCGGAUUAAUGAUGAUCAAAAUUCGCAAAGUAUGGAUAGUCAACCACAGCGUUCGAACAUAACAGUGAUCCAAGUAUCGAAUAAGGGACCACCGCACACCGCAAUACCAGUUUUAGGCCCAGCAACAGACGUAUUCGACUUUAAUUUUAAACAAAAUCUCUCUAUCAAACCAGAAAAAAGCCCAGAUUUUAUAAAUAUAGUAAACACAGAACAUACACACGACUACGGAACUGUAUUCGACAAAUCAGACUCAGAAUACGGUCAUAUAAGCCUGACGACAACUGUCAGUGUCACCCGAAGCGAUCCGAACGCGAAAACGAUCUCUGUAAACUGUCAAAUGCAAAAUGGCAGUGACAACAGAAAUGCUGUCAAAGUGACAAAUGACAGCGUGUAUGAGCGGUUGUGCAUGGCGUCAACGUCAAACGCCUCACCUUUGCCGCUGAGACGUAUACAGAACGUAGAUAGAGUAAGAAAAUCUUCCUUACCAAAUCUGGACGUCUCUGAAGCAACGUACGAGUGCUUAUUCCCUAGUCAGAAUGAUGAUUCGGACGAUGUCGAAGUGAACCCGAUGUCCAUUCCCAAUACGCACGUUUCGAAUAAUCGUAAUAAUUCUAUAUCUGUAGUUCCAAAUUCGAAUGUGAUCAACAGAAUUCCAAAUUCAAAUCACAAUUCUAUUGUUUCCAGUUCCAUUCCGAAUUCAAUAAAUUCAAGUGUUCUAAAUUCCAUUUCGAAUUCAAACUUCAUUCAAACGAAUUCGGUAGCAUCUAUUGAUUAUGUCAGUGCAUCUAGACCGAUAAGAAGUUUACGGUCUACCAUAGAGAGGUCUCACAGCCAGAAUGCAUACGACAGCGCGCCUGGUGUUAGAGAGAGACGGAGAUUGCUUAAUAACAGUCCUAAGAGGGAGACAAAACAGGAGAAAUCAGAAACGCAACACCAAAAACCAAUAUGGCGGCGCGGGUUGACGGAGCUGUCAUUGUUGACAAGAUUGAGGAGCAUCGGACUGAAACGUCAAGAUAGUCCGACUAGGCAGGAUACAGAUAGUGAUAGGUCUGUGACGUCACCAGUGAAAGUAGUCCACCGGUCAAGAGGAGAGACAAGAGUAGAUAGCAGUAGAAGAAGAAGUAGUUCGCUCAGCAAUGGUCACUCGCCCCGCGUUCCCCAGUCGCCCCCCGCGCUAUUGUCUCUGCGCGCGCGCCAAGCGGCCGCUCUCUUGGCCGAGCAACGCCGCGGCGCAUGCGUAGCUACCACGAUUCCCACUAGAGAGCCACCAGUAUUCUGCGAUUACGAGAAACAAAUUUGGGUGGCGCGAUGGGGCGGCGCAGGCGCACGGUGUGGUGGUCGCGUGGGAGAUAGAGUUGCAGCCGUGGGCGGCACUCAGCCUUCCUCUGCUCAGACGGCCAGACAGCUUAUCAAAGCUUCGCAUAGACAUAUGGUCGAUGUGCUGUUUCAUCGGGUGCCAUUGGGAAAGAUAUAUGUUAUCACUAAGAAGGACCACGAGAGCUUAGGAAUUAAACUGGACAGCGAAUGCACGAUACAAUCCGUGGACGCUGACAGUCCUGCGGCCCGCGUCGGGCUUCCGCCGGGCAAGUGGGCUGUGACCGAAGUCAAUAAUCGACCCGUCAACUUACUGAAGGGCGGAGAGGAAGAAAUGAACAGAUUGAGCGCAAGGGGCACGGAAGUGUCAAUUCUAAUUCAGCCGACAGCUUUAGUCAAGAAAUUGCGAGCAGCUAUCAAGGGAAGACCGCUUUUGGCGAUAAGAUAA
Molecule: messenger RNA, 2934 nt
Organism: Leptosia nina
Lineage: Eukaryota; Metazoa; Arthropoda; Insecta; Lepidoptera; Pieridae
Source: the annotation of a GenBank genome assembly